CUCCGCUCGCAGCCCCAGAGGCUGCCGUUCUCGAGGCUGAGCCGUGAGGACGCCGGGCACCCGCCGGGGCUCUACGGGGCCGCGCAGCAGAGCGCGCGCCCGUCUGGUGCUCGCGCGGGGCUAGUGCGGCGCUGCUGGGUGCUGCGGGAAGGCGCUGGGCUGCGGGAGCCUGGCAGGGCAGCCGCAGCCUUGGCGAGGCCGGCAGGAACCGAGCGGAGGGACGAGCCGGGGACCGAGGAUUUUGCAAGCCAGCCAGUCAGUGGUAGCCCUUCCAGUAACCAUGUUUUGAAGCUGCUGAAAAUCCAGUUUCCUCCUAAACCCAAUAUAAAAUUAGCAGUCUACUGUACUAAAAGGGACUGUGCCUGACAAGCCUAGCUUUCUCUAAAACUUAUUUUGUUGAUUGAGAAUGACUUUACUAGAACUUAAGAGGAACACCAAAAAAAAUGGUCUCACUUCCUGUCUGCUUCAGUGUCAAAAUACACUAUGGAAACUGGACAACAUCAAUUUGAGUGGAUUUUGAAAAAUGUCUAAAGGUUAACGGGUAGCAUCUACAUUCUGCCUUCUCCCCACUCUUUACAAAAGAAUAAAUGAGAUGUUUGAGAAGAGAGCUAUAUUAAAAGAGCAAUGUUGCAAAUGGCUUCAGAAUCUGUGAAUGCAAAACAAGCUAGGAAUCACUGCACAAAGGUGAAAAGGCAGCAGCAUCAGCAAAUAAAGAAUAGGUCUUCAAUUAGUGAUGGUGAUGGAGAAGACUCCUUUAUCUUUGAAGCAAAUGAAGCUUGGAAAGAUUUUCAUGGUUCCCUUCUCCGGUUUUAUGAAAAUGGAGAACUCUGUGAUGUCACACUAAAGGUUGGCUCAAAGCUCAUCUCUUGUCACAAACUAGUAUUGGCUUGUGUUAUCCCCUACUUCAGAGCCAUGUUUCUCUCUGAAAUGGCUGAAGCCAAGCAAACACUGAUUGAGAUCAGAGAUUUUGAUGGUGAUGCAAUAGAAGACUUGGUUAAAUUUGUCUAUUCUUCACGGCUCACUUUGACUGUUGACAAUGUCCAGCCUCUCUUAUACGCAGCCUGUAUUCUACAGGUUGAACUGGUGGCUAGAGCUUGUUGUGAAUACAUGAAGUUACAUUUUCAUCCCUCCAACUGCCUGGCAGUGAGAGCCUUUGCUGAAAGUCACAACCGAAUAGACUUAAUGGACAUGGCGGAUCAGUAUGCCUGUGAGCAUUUUACUGAAGUAGUGGAGUGUGAAGACUUUGUAAGUGUGUCACCCCAACAUCUCCAUAAGCUUUUGUCCUCCAGUGAUUUAAAUAUUGAGAAUGAAAAGCAGGUCUAUAGUGCAGCCAUCAAGUGGCUUCUUGCAAAUCCUCAGCAUCAUUCCAAAUGGUUGGAUGAAACACUUGCACAGGUUCGUUUGCCAUUGUUGCCAGUUGAUUUUCUUAUGGGUGUUGUGGCAAAAGAACAGAUUGUCAAGCAAAAUCUAAAAUGUAGAGAUUUAUUGGAUGAAGCAAGAAAUUACCAUCUUCACUUGAGUAGCAGAGCAGUACCUGACUUUGAAUACUCCAUUCGGACUACCCCAAGGAAGCGAACUGCUGGUGUGCUGUUUUGUGUAGGUGGUCGAGGUGGAUCUGGUGACCCCUUUCGCAGUAUUGAAUGCUAUUCUAUCAGCAAAAACAGUUGGUUUUUUGGGCCAGAAAUGAAUAGUCGAAGGCGACAUGUGGGUGUAAUCUCUGUGGAAGGUAAAGUGUAUGCAGUUGGUGGACAUGAUGGAAAUGAACAUUUAGGUAGCAUGGAGAUGUUUGAUCCUUUGACUAAUAAAUGGAUGAUGAAGGCAUCAAUGAACACAAAGAGGCGAGGAAUUGCCUUGGCCUCCUUGGGAGGUCCAAUUUAUGCAAUUGGUGGGUUAGAUGACAACACUUGCUUCAAUGAUGUAGAAAGAUAUGACAUAGAAUCUGAUCAGUGGAGUACAGUGGCACCAAUGAAUAGUCCUCGUGGAGGAGUUGGCUCUGUGGCUCUUAUAAACCAUGUUUAUGCAGUAGGUGGCAAUGAUGGAGUAGCUUCUUUAUCUAGUGUGGAGAGGUAUGAUCCACAUCUGGAUAAGUGGAUAGAAGUUAAAGAAAUGGGUCAACGAAGAGCAGGCAAUGGAGUUAGUGAGCUCCAUGGUUGCUUGUACGUUGUUGGUGGUUUUGAUGAUAAUUCUCCUCUGAGUUCAGUUGAGCGGUAUGAUCCUCGGAACAACAAAUGGGAUUAUGUAGCAGCACUUACCACUCCCAGGGGUGGAGUGGGGAUUGCAACAGUGAUGGGCAAAAUCUUUGCAGUUGGUGGGCAUAACGGCAACGCGUACUUAAAUACAGUGGAAGCAUUUGAUCCAGUGCUGAAUAGGUGGGAGCUGGUUGGACCUGUGUCUCACUGCAGAGCUGGAGCAGGUGUAGCUGUGUGUGCCUGUUUAACCAGCCAAAUUCGAGAUGUAGGUCAUGGAUCCAAUAAUGUGGUUGAUUGUAUGUGAUUUUGAGUUCCGGCCACCAACAAUUUAGUCAUAAUUGAUAUGCAAGAAGGACAACCAGGAUUUUGUAUGACCACCUUUGAACAGUUUUCACUACUGCUGGAGUUUUAUUUUAAAUGAAAACUAUUGUAUUGUGACUAAGUGCAACAUUUAGAAUGGUAGCUAAUGAUCUGUUGUAAUAAAAGUAAAUUUGAUACUUUCCACUUUAGCAAAUAAUGGGGUAGGGAAGAAAAACAAUUUAACCUGAAACCAUACCUCCUCUGAAAAAUGUUUGAAGUAGUACCAGAACCUUGAAAUCCCUCUUUAAAGACAUUUGGAUAAAUCAAAAUGUAAAAUGGAAUCAUUUCCAUUUUACCUGAGUUUUACCUUCUCUUUUGCCUAACAGUGUUAACUGUAGGCAGUGGACUUCUCCUAGAGGGGAGAUUAGAACCUAGUCUUCAACACAAGUAUAUCAGGACACAUAAGAGACCUGCUCCUUUUGAAGAUCAUUUCUACUUCGUGCUGAUGAAUUUAUGCCUUGCUUUUUUUCUAGAUGUCGAUUUUUUAAUUUCUUGGAUAUUUAUAGAAGUAGAAAAAAUGUUUACUCUUUUUCAGUGUCACUUGGCUGAAUUUUCAGAAGCUUUAUGGGCUUCUGCUGUAAGAAGCCCUUAAUUACAGUUUGACUUAUUUAGGGUACCAAACACCUACCUGAACUAAUCCCAUCUGAAUAAAUCUAUACUUGUAUUUUUUCAUCUCAUGCAAAAAGGACUUGUUUCAUAUUAGCAAAAAUUGAACCAGAAGAAAUAUUACAGGAGAAGGCUUUAGAGUUGAUAUUAUUCUGGUGCCCCGAUGAGAGACCUUGAGAAGAAAUGGUGCCGAUUACAUGACUCCCUGAGAGGAAUUUGAAAAUAUGUCUCUUGUUUGAUUUAAUCAUUUGGUUUUGAGCCUAGGAUUAUUAUCUUUCCAUUUUGCUCUUUUCCACCAUCUUGGUUUCAAAAAAACCCGGAAUUUGGAUGUAUUUAUUACCAGAAAAUGAAUGCAUUUUUACAAAAAUUCUUUAUAGAUUAUGGUUUACUGAUUAGUUCAAAUCCAUUAUUACCAAUAAAAGAUAUUGUUACUAAAAACAGCAAGAUUGAAAUUUACUGUCUUUUCUGUUUAAUGAACUUCAGUAUAUUUAUUGAACUUCAAUUGAAAAUAUUUCUGCGCAUUAAUUUGAAGCCAGAAUAUUGAUAAACCUACUGAUUUAACAGCUCUUCCUGGUUUUAGCCAAUAUUAUAAAAUGGCCUAUUCAUUAUAUGUAAAUAUUUGUGUGAAUAUUUAUGAAGAAUAUUAAAAUACUCUGUUUUGUAUUUGGAAUGCACUUUGGUACCUCUCUUCCAGGCUUCCUUGAAUUUUCCUGUCAUCAUGCCUCCCAAUUUAGUGUAGUUUAUUGCUGGUUCACAAGGAAGCUGGGGUAUUGAGGAACCCAUCCAGCCAGCUCUGAAGUUGAUUGCCUAUUAACUCUGAUGGUCCUCGUUAAAAGGUAGCCUUGUCCACAUAGUAGAGUAGAAAGCCACAUUACAAAAGCCAGUGUCUAUUGAGUUUAUUAGACCAAAAAAAGAAAAAACAAUUUUUAAGAGGAUCUCAGGCUAACAGAUAAAGGUCUUUCAUGAAGCAGAUUUAAAAGUUCCCAAGUUAGGCCACUUUCUGCUGUCAGCAGCCUAUAGGCAAGGUCAUAAGUCUUUGCUGGAACUAAAUCAGUGUUCUCUUAUAUAGCUAUAACCAUAUUUCAGUCAUUCCUCAAAACAUUGAACUCUCUAGCACUCACUGGACUGGUUACCAUUAGCUGGGUGUGGAGCAUAAAUGUCAGCACCUGGCUUCAACUGUCUCUUUCUUAUGUCUGAUAAGCUCUUAUGUUAUACUGCUUGUCUGGCUAUGGUUACUAGUAGGUUUGUUAUAUUUAUUUUGUGGAAGAGAGGAUCAUGGUCUUAUUUCUAAGAUUAUUUAAAAUGGUUUUUUUCUUUAACAUAUUUCUGCCUUUCAUGUUUGCAGAAUUUGGGAACAUAUAGGUAUUAAAUUUUUUUUUUUAAGGUGUUAAAUUUCUAUUUCUGGUUUUUACUAUACCGUAGUCAUCUAACAUACUAACAUACCCUAGCUACCUAUAAAAUAGGAACUACUCAUAAGGGAAGUAAAGUGAAGUGAAGAAAACAUGUUGGCUGUCUGUUAUAUUAUGUGUAAAUCAUUAGAAACAGAGUUUGGGAGGACCUGACAAUGGUUAUGAAAAGACAAAUAGUGGAACCAAUAUUCAUAAUUUAUUAAAAACAUUCAUAUAAAAUGAGAAUCAGGCUGAAGGAAUCAAUGCAAUUGAAAAAUGAUUAAAUUCACAGGAAUAAAGAGAUGACAUUAUUAAAAGAAUAUGGUUACUUAAUUGUGAGGCCUUUCAUUUUAACCUCAGAUGUUAGUAAGAAAAGCAAAAAGUGAUAUAAAAUUUUGAAAUGAUAGAUGGGAGAAAAAGAAAAAGUGAAAAUUUCCAUAUUAUUAUUUCUUCAAAAAGUAUUAUAGGUGCUUUUGUGUGAUUCUCCCAUAAAGUUAUUAAAGCCACUGCUUUCCUAUAUUGAUUGUGUUGCUACUUAAAAAAAAAUUACCUAAUAUUGGUUUUGGUUAAUUUCACUGUACUCUAUGUAACUGAUUAUUUUAAAUUAUUUUAAAUGUUUGAAUAAACUUUGUAUUCCCUCUAAGGAA
Lutra lutra (Eurasian river otter) is the source of this 5190-nucleotide messenger RNA. RefSeq names its product kelch like family member 8 (gene KLHL8). NCBI's taxonomy places the organism in Eukaryota, Metazoa, Chordata, Mammalia, Carnivora, Mustelidae. The transcript has 12 exons. The coding region runs from base 625 to 2493 and encodes 622 amino acids. Gene Ontology annotation, molecular function: protein binding. The record is from RefSeq and is a predicted model, not a curated record.